AUGAGUUCGAAACCUCCACCUAAACGGCCAUCUGGUGGGAGACCAAAUGUCCGGAAACUGAUAUCGAAAGAGUCUCUGUCGUCGCUUGCUUCGUUCACUAGCCAUGGACGCGAGACGUCCCAGUCCGAAGUACGUGAAGACUCUGGCAAUCACGCAAAAGCACGACAAGCAACGCUGCCACCUUUGACCGAAGCCCAGGCCGUCAAGGAACCAAAGGCACCAUGGGUGAGCGACGAGCUUGCUUCGUCGCCUGCUCCAACGAAAGAGGACCAUGACCCCUUUGAAGACUAUGCAGUGUCCAUGAACAUGCAGUCUGUGAAGCUGAGGCCUUCAAGAACUGCUACUGCCUCCGAAUCCCUGCCGUCGAUUCCACCGACUGAGAAAAGUACAGCUUCCCAAGAGCUUGGCGAACCACGCUCGUCGUCCUCUUCUCCUCCACCUGCUCCUGUGUCUCCGUCCAAAAUUCGAUGGGAGCAAUUACGACAACAUGUACUUCCAGCUGCAUCUUCUCCUGCGCCCAGCUUCACUUCAUUCUCACAACUAAAUCUGUCUGCUCAUGUUCCUGGCACAUCCCGCCCCUCUACGCCCCGUCCGUCCCGCUUUGCCGCGCGAUUCGGUUUCCGACAGGUUGUAAACGAAGCACGCGAGGUUGCCGACGACUUGACGCGAAGGUUUGCGGAUGACAUUCAAAGAGCUUGUUGGGCGGUUCACUUUGGGGAUUCAAAACCUUCAAAACCGGAGCGAGAGGCAACACAACCUAGCUCGCUAGGGUCAACACUGCACCUCCCGUUUAUGUCCUCUACUUCACUUCCAUUAUCAACCAAUAUGAGUUCAAAUAAUCUUUCGGCGCCGAGUUCAUUUAAACAUGGGCUUCGUGGCAUGACUUCCAUGGCAAAUCUUACUGUACAUGCUGGUUCUCGAACGGGUGCACUUACUAACCUCCAAGCUAUUAUCACUCGCUAUGCUUCCCUUUCGAUGCAGGAGAGGAUGAUAUAUGGAACCUUGCCUUUUGAGAAAGAAAUUCUCUCCGUUCUGCUUAUUGCAUUCCUCGGCCAAAGCAGCAGUCAAAAUGUCGAUGAUGAGAGGCAAGUGUCUAUGGAAAUAUUUGAGACUGUCGCGCGGAGGUGGAGAGCACCGAAUCUAGAAGCAAUGGUUGACCGGUGUCUAUGGUGCUGCAAGGCCGCAGCGGCCCAUCCUUCGAACACAAGAACUCAUAUCCUGCAUUUAUUAAAUGGUAUUUUAACGUCUGAAGAUAAUUUACUGGCAUCACCGUUGGCUCUUCGGACAGUAAUGUCAAAUCUCGCCUUACUGGUUCUACUAUGUCGGAACCCUAGUCAACCUACUUCUAUGCCUUCGGUCGAGAACGCGAACGAUUUAUCGUUUUUGCACGAGCUCAUAAGGCUGAUAUUCUCGGGUGGCUGCGGAGGACUAGAUUUAGAUGAACUGGAACGGAAAUAUCAGGCGUUAGCUCUAAAAUCUGAUUCAGAGGAGGAUCUGAGGCAGGGUUUGUGCAUCGAGGCAAUGGCGGCAUGCCUUGAAGUUGGAAUUGCUGACGAAAGGAAAGAAAGUUUGGGCAUCAUCGAAAAAUUCUGGCCUUUACCGGAUCCAUUAAAAGCAUCAACUCCUUUGCGUUCGAAAGUACACCUGGGCAAAACGAUUGCGUUCCUACGUCCUGUUUUGAACAUGCUACGGGACUCGUUAGGCGCGUCAGAGUCGUCAAGGCUCGAUGAAUUGGAUUACAAGAUUAUCACCCAACUUCUUAUCAGGCGAAUACUGCCUGAGAUGGAGUCGCUGACGUCUUCAGAUGAGCUAGUAGCGGAGACCCGUGACUUAGUUGUCAAAGUUACGUUAGCGCUGCUUGGUUCGGACGUGGAUGAAGAAGGCGCUGAUGAAACCUUUACGGACCUUCGCCAUUCCGAGCUGAAGGGAAUCGUUCUCGACUGGCUUCACGGCAAGGUCACACCUUGGCGGGAAGCUCUACAGAGAGAGCUCAAGAAUCUGGCAUUGAGCAUUGAAUGGAGGAUUGUUGUCCCGAUGAUAACUAGGCUGGUUUCUAUAAUACCCGAAAGCAGCCGCAAGGUUGUUAUUGGUUUAAUGGUCCCGCAACUCCAGGAGCGUAUGGUGGAUGAUCCUCCAUCAUCUUCGUAUGAGCCACUGUCGCGCCUGCUUGCUUCGCUUGCAGCCAUGCAUCCUCAGAUUUUUUAUAAGCCACUCUUCGUGUGUGCCGCGUCUACGAAGGAAGAGACGAUAUCUCGCCAGCUUGCAGUGCUUAUUACACUAGCACAGUUCAUGCCCAAUUUCUGGACGACUGACCCGGAGAUGGUGAGCGUAGCGCUCAUGAGUGAUCCUGGUAGUGGUGCUGUGCCGGGAAAAGGUAAGGCGAAAGAGGGCCGACCACCAACAUGGGGCAAGGCGAGAUUGGGGCAGAGUGUGGUACUAUUGGAAUUGAUUGGGAAGCUCAGGAUUAUAAGAGAGGAUCACAGCAAAAUUCAGGAUGCUGGCAUGGUUUCAGGCGUGCCAAUCGCGAAAGUCCUGAAAUUUGUAUCCACCCUUGAGAGCCGAUUAUCAAUUUUGAUCGACGCGAAGGAGGAAAACCUACUUUUGCCACUGUCUCAGCGCAUUCUAUUCUGUACUCUUUUUCUCGAAAUCAGGCUUCUCACGCGAUCGCUCAAAUCAGCAGCCUGGCUUCCACGGAUUAUUACGUGGGCAAUGCAGUACAGUGAUGAUCCAGAGCUCAGGCCUGCUGCACUUCCCGUCCCAAACGAAGAUCUCCGAGAUGAAAUCGACGAGAUUUGGGAAAGAUUAGAGGUCAUUUAUUCGCUCACGAAGACCUCGAUGAGACCAGCCAGUCAGUGGAGGAACACGUCCGUCGUGUCACCACACGGGGACAAUUCGUUUUCGGAUGGCUCAUCUGAUUCACGACAAAACCUCGUCGAUGCCCGUCUCAGUCUAUUGAGACUUCUGCCAAGAAAUUCCCUUUUUAGCCUACUUGAAUUACUCGUUGCGAUGUCCGGUGCUUUAAAGCACGAGGAUUUCUCUCGCCUUGGACCGCUUGUGUGGGAUAAAUGUUUACAGCUAGGAGAAUCAAAGGCUGUAAUUCAUGCCUGCUUUAUUUGCAUGCAAUGUGCAGAGAAGGCGCAAGACAAGUUCUUGAACCUGUUGCUUGCUCGACUUCAAAGUCCUAGCGCCGCAACUCGUAGGACGACUGUACAAAGACUAAGCAUUUUGUCAAGCUGGCGUUUUCAGCUGCUGUCAGUGACCUAUAUAACGGAUCGAAACUAUCGUCGUCCUUUUAAGCUCGCAAGGCCUGCACUGAAUUUCGUUGCAACCGAUGUGGGCGAUAGCAAAUAUAUCCCAGAUGAUGACCUCGAGGAAUUCACGACAGGGAAAGGGCAAGUGCUCCCUUUGGACAUUCGACGUCGGUUGCACGAGAUUGGAUGGGACGAUGAAGAAAAACCAGUAGACCAACAGCUUGAAUGGCGUAGGACACCAAUGUCUUUGCUAGGCGGUACCCAGCUGGAUCAAAUUUCGAGCUCCGAUACGGUAAAUGACGACAGCCGGUUUUCUGACCAGGCUCUGAGUCCGAGUCCAGCGACAAGCUCUGGCAACUCACCAUCCCCGUCGCCUAGGGGCGAUGGAAAGCUCUUGCGUCGCAACUCAUCCUCGCAGAGUUUUCAUGCUGGAAAACGCAGAUCUGUGUUUGUCCAGUCCCUUGUUGCCAUUUUCGUGCCGCUAGCAAAAUUAGCACUGGAUAGCGACUUCACCAUUGCUUCAGUUGCUCGUGGCUUGCUUAUAGACUAUAUGCGUGACGAUCCCGCCGUAGUUUGCAGACCAGUCAUGGAGAUCCUGUCGGGGAACGUAGAUACCAUCGAUAAUGCGAUGACCACUCUGCGAUCCUUCCUGCAUCUCAGCAGAGUCCUACCUCCUCGUCUUACUCAUCACGUCUUCAACCAUUUGGCUGGAUUCCUGAAGUUUUUGGCGAAAGAUCCUUCUGUACCAGACAGUCUCCGAAAUUUUGCAUGCUCUGUUCCGGUUCUCGCUAAAUUUGCCCCACAAGUCAGUGAGAUGUCCGUGCGAGCCAUUCGGCGAGGAAAGAUCGAGGUUUUCUUGUUUCCCUCCGGUUCAUUGUAUUUCCCCGACUCCGUGCCAUCUGGCCCUAUGUUCCCCAGAGGACUGCACGACGGUGCGAAUCCUUUUGAUAGCUUCCCAAAGUCGUUGGUCCAUUUGACGAUGAUUCGGAUGUCGCAGAACCUUCUUUUUGUCGACUUGCUGAAACGGAGCCCCCAAGAUGUGCAUGUUGUUCGGAAGAGUUGGAUGCCUUUGGCAUUACCAGACAUCGACGGUUUCGUUGACACCAGUGAUGUAAUACCUCGCCGAUUGUCGAAGAAAUUCCUACACGAGAACAGUAGGACUAGUAUUAGACUUUCGCUUUCAUUCUCGAGGACCCAUUUAUUAUUCGUGGCGCAGGUUUUUCGAUGUUUAACAAGACAUCUGAAUAGUAGAGACGAGUUAGCACUAUUCCUUGAUGGAGUUAAUCGUAUACUCUUACGGCAUGGUGAUGACAUUGGGAUAGUGACCCAUGCGCUCAUUGUUUACAUGAUCGCAAGUACUCGCUUUCGACGACUCAUGUCUUCUGGGACAGGGUUCACGCUUUUUCUGCCGGCUCUAAUCAAGGUCUACUGUGAAGCAGAGGGUGACUCCGGUGUCCGAGAAGCCAUUCAAUACGCUGUUCAUCGGUUUUUUGCGGUCCAUGAAGAUGUCUUCGUCUAUCAAGCUUUGCAGGUGGUUUCCAAUCUUGUCACGGAAUCGUCCGCGGAUGGUGCCUGGAUCUCCAGUAACAUGUACCGCCUUUUAUCCACUCUGAAAUCGAGUUCAACGUCAUUAUAUGAUGCCGCGGGAAUCCGGGAUUCCAACAAAACUCAGGAAGAGGAAACUGCCCUGGCUAUUACGGCAGACGAGCGACCCCAGAUGUUUCUGGCGUCCCUGCGCAAGGAAAGCAAGACAGGCGCAGAAAAGCUUCAGAGCUCUCUUUCUGUGGAAAUUUUCGACAGCAAACGUUUCCAUCCAGAUAAUAUUGUCAAGAUGCUUCUGACCGUCAUUGCUCAUGAUCCGACGGUUAAACGAGCUCAAUGCUUCGUACGCUUGUUCCGCCAUCUUGUCCCGGACUUGUACGAGGCAUCUUCUUCCGCACGUAACGUUCUCAAAGAGGCUGUGGAAGCGCUUGGAGCUAUUGUUUCCUCCAAGGCGAACAAAACGAAGGGUGCCGACAACGUAUUUCCGAAACCAAGAGUAACUGAUGCAGCCGACGAGACGUCAAAGGAGAAGAUCAUAGCGUCGGCCAAAGCUGUCGGCAACCCUUUCUCGCCGUGUGAUAUGCAGGUCAUGCGUUCUGACUACUUAUUCAUAUUCUCAUCGUAUGUACAAUGUGGUGGAGCGCACCGAGACGUGGGACUACAUAGGGCACUUGAUAUUGCCAAAACCAUUCUCAAAGAGACAUCGGCACCGCCCGAGUCCGUUGAUUCUGUUCGCCUCUUCCUUGAAAGAAUUGGAGAUUCAUUCGGGAAAAGACAAGAUAUCAAGUAUGCGAUCACAUUGCUCAAGGAGUUCGCGCCGAUCAUACGGGCUCAUGGUAGUAUACUGGAUCUGAGUGGUCUGUUCAAGGGCUUGACAAAAUUAUGCUCUGCUCCAACUUUCGCAAAUGACAAGAAGUUCGCGAACGUCGUCGUGACUCAAAUUUGCUCUGCUGCAUUGGAGGUAUGCGAGUUGGCAGCGCAGGAAAAUGUCCUGUCUACUCUCAAGUUUGUCCCCGCUCUCAUAACGCUUCUUGCUCGCUCAGUAUGCUUGAUUGGGUCCGAUGUUGUAACGGAACUCGAGAGGAGAGAUCCUUCGCCCGCUUUCCUCAGUGGUGUAGUUAUGCCGUUCAUACUGCAACUAUACACUACCGCAGAGCUUGCUACUCAAACACAAUGGACGGACAGCUGGCGUCAGGACGCCCACGCUCGUGCUUGGGUUCGUCUACUCUCAUUCGCUAUGAAUGCUGUUCAGGGUCAGCAAGGUGGGACUACCAGUUCGUCCCGUGGGUCUAUCAGACGAUCUCCUUCGUUCACCAGUGACGUUCCCGACCCUAAUGUUGAAGGAGACCAGGGGCGCGGAUCGUUGAGAAGAGCACGACGACGUCCAUCGGCGCAGAGCGGCAUAGUCGUAUCUGUUCGAUUUGCAUUGGCAUUUGUUACGCUUAAAACUGUAGUCCUACGAGGAGAAGAAGAUAUUUCUACUGUUUUUCCUGGCGCAUGGUUAAGAGUUGCCUCAUUACUUCGAUCCACGCUACGUGAUGGGAACGCAACGUUUGCGCUACGCACCCAGCUUCCUUCGGCGCCGCCGUCCCCUUCCGUAUCUCCCGCGACGAGUACAACUUUCACUGACAUAAUUGAUAAGACGUCUGAAAGGAGACAUAAGCGUUCAUCAUCCUCGACGUCGGAUGCUUACCUAACUGCGCCGUCUGGCCCGUCUCAGCCAUCAUCCCCGACGGUCCCUAAGCGGCGCAAUAGCUCACAACACUUCCCUCGCCCACGUUUUGUGGACUAUCUAGCGUGGUCCCUGUUAGAGUUUCUUUGCCUGCGUAGGUCUCCCCUAUCCAUGCAAAUGAGAACGUACAUGCAUGAGCGGGUAGUUUCUCUUAAUGAGACUCUUCAAAACGAAGAUCCGUUAACGAGUUACGCUGGUUUCGGUGGUUCAGGGAGGAGGAAGAGUUUAAGACCUCUCAGUACGAUGUUCACAAAGCCGCGUUUCAGGCCAAGGUCAACCGCAACCACACCUGAAGCUUCCCCUCGGCUGAGACCAACGGAAGCGUCCAUACCGACGACUGGUACCCUUACUAGCUUACAUAGUAUUCAAGGAACCACCCGAGCAGAUUAUGGUACUCCGUCUCCUAGAAGACUGAAGGGAGGGUCACCAAUAAAACAUCUCGGUAUCUCUACGCCUCCUGCAAACGCAUUCCUCUCUCCAUCGUUUGUUCCAGUAUCAACCUCCGCAGAAUCACAUCUAUCUCAGUCGAGUUCAGCAGAGAACGUUGGACAGACUGAUAUAGUGUUGGACGCACGUCAGGCUCUCGCGAUGACGACACUGGGUUCUCCGGGGCUUGUGAAGCGAACUUACGAACGGAUACGUGUCGUGCAACGCUGCCUUGGCUAUAGCACCUUCCUCCCGAUUCCUGACGCUCUAAUGAAGCAUGUCGAUGUAGUGCCAAAUAAUUUGAAUUUACCCUACUCAAUCGCAGACACUCUAGGGCAGAUGUCUAGUAGAGCAAGUCAGCUCACUGGUUGUAUUACCGACGCCGAGGAACCCGACGUGCACACAUGGACGAGAAGAACGGCUGCAAUGCUGCUGGUGGCAGAAGCACAGGAAUUACUUCGCGCAUGGCAGAUAGAAUUGGCAAUUACUACUUCUGCUUCUGAUUUGGGUCAUGGUGUUGGGACGGUGAACGCUGCGACUAGCGUGGAGGACGAGUUCAAUGCACUAAAUACUCCAAUUGUUCCUACAUGGCAAUGAUUUGUUAUUGUAUAUUGAUUAGUAGAUUAGAUGUACUGUGCUUUCGUAUUCAGCUUCUAUUCUAUAACUGUAUAUGGU
Molecule: messenger RNA, 7626 nt
Organism: Fomitiporia mediterranea MF3/22
Lineage: Eukaryota; Fungi; Basidiomycota; Agaricomycetes; Hymenochaetales; Hymenochaetaceae
Exons: 12
Coding region: 1-7548 (2515 amino acids)
Biological process (GO): monoatomic cation homeostasis
Cellular component (GO): axon; cation channel complex
Molecular function (GO): monoatomic cation channel activity
Source: RefSeq, a predicted model, not a curated record